AUGGCAUCUAUGAAUGCGCUUGUGCUCCAUGAGCCGGGGAAACUCAGUCUUGAGACGGUUCCUAAACCAAAUGCAGCCCCCGGCUCAGUUGUAGUGAAAGUGCUUGCCGCGCCAAUGUGGGAUUAUGUUCCUGACAUCCUUAGCGGACAACGAGGAUACCCUCUGCCUUAUCCCCUCAUUUUCGGGACGGCUUGCGUCGCCCGCGUGGAAGAGGUUGGGCCAGAUGUCAAAUGUUUCACUCCAGGGCAACUGGUUUUCUGUGACUAUGUUAUUCGAUUAAAUGACGAACGAGUCGUACAAGGAUAUCACGGUGGCUUCACACCUCUUGAGCUAGCCAUGUCAAAAGAUUACUGGCGAAAUGGCUGUUACGCACAAUGGGCGAAAUUCCCCGCAGAGAAUGUCCACCCCAUCUCCAGUUCUGUCACUGCUUCGCCAUUUGAGUUAGCCGAAAUAGCUAGUCUUAUGCCUGCUCUUGGAGCUGCGAACUCUAUUUCCGUCUGUCCCGGCGAGACUGUUCUUCUACUUCCCGCCACGGGAUUCUUCAGCUCGAGUGUGAUACCCGUUGUACUCGCUCUGGGUGCGAAUGUUGUGGUGGGUAGUCGUUCCCAAGAAUCGCUCGACAGGCUGGUAAGCCACUUUGAGGGGGAAACAGACGGAAGGAUUAAAAAGGUUGUUCUGACCGGAGAUGCGACGAAAGACACGGAGAAUCUGAAGGCGGCAACACCAGGCGGCAAAGGUGCCGAUGCCUACAUUGACUACGCUCCACCGAUGGCUGAUGGAACGCAUGUCUCGGCUGGCAUCAUGGCCCUCAAGCGAUAUGGACGAUGCUGCUUUGCUGGCGUAGUCCUCGAAGAUGUUUCCUUGCCCUAUGCCCCCAUCAUGGUCAACUGCAUCACUAUCCGCGGCCAAUUUGCCCAGGGACACAGAGAUGUGGCACAAGUUAUCCGUUUCAUUGAGUCAGGGACCCUGAAGCUGUGGAAAAAGGUCCAGGGGCCGUUUUCGCUGAAGCAGUAUAAAGAAGCGCUCGCGGCGGCAAAAGAAAGUCGCGGAUGGGAUAAGAUGGUUGUACUCGCGCCAGAACAUGACGCAUGA
This is a messenger RNA of Metarhizium robertsii ARSEF 23, 1092 nucleotides long. Its product is annotated as isopropanol dehydrogenase. The record is from RefSeq and is a predicted model, not a curated record. NCBI's taxonomy places the organism in Eukaryota, Fungi, Ascomycota, Sordariomycetes, Hypocreales, Clavicipitaceae. Bases 1 to 1092 code for a protein of 363 amino acids. The transcript is spliced from 3 exons.